CAAGAAACGUCUUCAACGUAGUUAUAGUAAGUUUGCUUGGCAUUUGUAAAACAUUCCCUCCACAGCUCAAAGGCCUCAACUUUCUGGAAAGCCCCUCCGUUUUCCAUUUUUCAUCUAACUUCCAAACUCCGCAACUUCUUCUCCAGCCACUUCAAUGGAAGAAGAAGCUUCUUCAAGUAGCGCGGCAUCAUCAUCAUCAUCAUCCCAAGUACAAGCUUCAUUAGAUGAUUGUUUGAAGCUACUCAGAGGAGAAAGGGACGAGCAGAGGUUAGCGGGUCUACUUCUAGUUACCAAAUUUUGCAAUAAAGAUGACCACACCGCCAUUCUCAAGGUUUACGAUGCCGUUGGACCUCAAUUCCUCCGCCGCCUUCUUAGAACUGGAACGGGGAAAGGAGGUGAUGGCGGGAAUCGGGAUGCCUACUUGCAGUUGUCAAUCACAGUUCUUGCAGCAUUUUGUAGAGUUCCCGAGAUUGCAGCUUCGGAAGAUAUGGUUACUAAGAUUCCUCUCAUUGUAGAGACAAUGUCCCGAGAAGCAGGAUCACCUAUCAUUGAAGAAUGCUAUGAAUUUUUGUUUUUGGUCUCAACGGCCAACGAAGAAGGGGUUAAAACCUUGUUCAAAUCUGGUGGCUUGAAUGUGCUCGCUUCGCAAAUGAUGAUUCUACCAGAUGGUUCUCAUAUGAUUGAACUUGCUAUGAGACUUGUGCAAAUCAUUGUUAUUAAGCUACCCUCAGAAAAUGUUUAUUCUGAGCAUUCAACUGAUCUGUCAAUGGUGGUGGCUGCAGUGGCAAAGCAGUUUGUUGUACUGCAAAAUGCACUGAAGUUUGAAGCGCUUCACCUCCUAUCAGCUAUCCUGUCCAACGGAUAUUCUGCACCUGUAUAUGAUGCUCUUCGGUUAAUGGAAAAUGACGUUUGGUCUACAAACCUGCGGAUUGGUAUUGUGGCUAUCUUGCAAAAUCGAGUUGCACCUUCACAUAAGCUUCAGGCUCUUGUUCUGGCUGAGUGUGUCAUAUCAAUUGUUGGUGAAGGUUGGCUUAUUGGGGAGAUGAACUUAACUGAUUCUCAGGAUUCCCUGCCUGCUGACAGGUGUAUUCUGCUUGUUUUGGAGUCAUCAAGGGUUGAAAUCGCUGUUCUUCUAAAUGACCUAGCAUACUUGAAAUAUGAAGCCUCCAAGGCGUCCUCAAAUACAGAGAACAUUCUGAUGAAGCAGAGGAAUCUUGGAGUAGCAUUCUCUUUGGUUGAAAAGAUAAUUAAACUUAUUUCUAGUUUUGGUGGAGAAGAGUCAACUGUCAAUGUUGUUAUCAGUGAGCGCACUUUCACAAAAAUCAUUUCGGGGCUCAAUGAAACAAUUGGUGUUGUUUUGGACUAUCUACGAGAUACUAAGGAGCAUGGACAGAUGAAAGGGGAUGACCUUCUAGCGGCUGUUCGACUAAUCGGAAGUUAUCUUGCAGAAGCACCAGAUGCAUGUAAAGAUAAGGUCACAGAACUCCUAGGCUAUUUGCUUUCAAUUGAAGGGGAAGAUGAAUUGAGUCCUUUUUAUUCCAUCUGUUUUCUGCUUCCGAUGCUGUGUCAAAUAACUCUCAAGACUGGAGGAUGUAAAAUUUUAGCUUCCUCAGGUGCAUUUAGAGAAGUUGUCGGUUGCCUUAUUGCUUUGAUUGACCAAAACAAUUAUACAUCUGAGGAUAAUGGUUCUAUAUUCUUGGCUUGCGAUACAAUUUUGAAUCUUCUUCUAAAGCGGGAGCAAACUAAAUUUCCUUCAGAUGAUCCCAGUUUUAUCGGACUUUUAGUAGCAUUGUCACAUUGGGCAGAGGGUACGGACGAGGCAUCUAUUGUCAUGAUGGCAUCAAGCAUCUGUUCACUUAUACUUGAUUUGACAUCAGAGGAAGCUCUUCUAAAUCAUCCGGACUUCACUAGUGGCAAUAUUGGUAGUAUGUCGAAGCUCAUUGAACGAAGCUUUGCAAUGUGUGGUCAGGACUUGAUAUCCGAUGAUGCUACAGCUGAAGUAGAUCUUUUUCAGAUAAUUACCUCAGGUCUGUGCGACUUGACUGGAAAUUGUUGUACGGAUCAAUUGAAUAGUAGAAAAGUACCUUCAAUGGAGGGUAAUGUCUUUCUGCAAUCAUGGCAUUUCGUUCCUGCAUUCUGGACUUCCCAUGCUCUAGGAUUCUAGAGAAGUGACAGUUACCUAUAUCUUUCAAUGGAGUUUUUGCACUGGCCAACAUUGCAGUAUAAAGAAAUUUGUUUACUCUUAUCAACUUAUUUUGGACGGACUGAUGAUGAGCAGUGAAUCCAAGUUCGCAGGAUGAUAAGGCAGAUGAUUUACUAGCAUGCACAAACUUGCUGUAUUACGAGUCUUUUCUGUUCUUCCAAAUCUGUGCAUGCUUUAGCCUCUUGCACGACUUUGCUCUCAUCGUAGCAUUUUUCCUUGUGGAAGAGGGUUUUAUGGUCAUCUCAUAGUAUUGGAAGCAAGUUGUUUAAAAUUAGUUUGUUACUACUAUUUAGUUACAUUUCCUUGUACAAAAUAAGUGUUCUAAUUAGGUCUCUCAGGUCCACUUUCGGUAUCUCUUCCUACGAUUUUAUUGGUUAGCAUGUCAAAGAAAGAAAGGUGGAUUGGGUGAGACACUUCAUGAGAAAGGUGAUUCGGUGGGACAUUUCAUGAGAAAGGUGAUUCGGUGAGACACUUCAUGCCAUGGGCCAAAAAGAACAUGUAAUGUACCUUUCAGGAUUAGUCAUUUUCAAAAAGAAAAUGUUUUAUUAACUAA
This is a messenger RNA of Lycium barbarum (goji berry), 2756 nucleotides long. RefSeq lists its product as uncharacterized. The transcript is spliced from 18 exons. The record is from RefSeq and is a predicted model, not a curated record. Bases 155 to 2164 code for a protein of 669 amino acids. Lineage: Eukaryota; Viridiplantae; Streptophyta; Magnoliopsida; Solanales; Solanaceae.